Didymodactylos carnosus is the source of this 627-nucleotide messenger RNA. The record is from the annotation of a GenBank genome assembly. Lineage: Eukaryota; Metazoa; Rotifera; Eurotatoria; Philodinida; Philodinidae.
AUGUCAAUCAGCAUCUUGUGUCAUGGUGAUUCCAUCACUCGUGGUUACUACGAUCAUGGCUGGAAACACCAUCCUUAUUCACGUAAACUCGGUGAAUUAUUAAAAGAUCACUUUCAUUCCUCGAUCACAUUUAAUAUUACCACCCAAGGUAUCAAUGGUGAAACAACUGCAUCCAUGUUGAAACGAUUAGAAAAAACAUUCAGUGAGACGAAGACAAAAUAUGAUUGUCUAGUGGUUUUGGGGGGAUUAAACGAUUUAGGAGAUGAGACACCAGAUCUUAUUGCUCAAAAUCUCUGUGAUAUGGUAGUAUUGGGUAGAAAAAACGUGAAAAACAGUUGUGUGCUGAUCUCAGUGCCGAAUUGUUACCCAGAUCGCAGCUAUUCGAAAUAUCGAGAAGCAAAAGAUGCGGUCAAUAAACGAUUGAAAGAGUAUGUAGACAAACAAAAUGGUUCGUUAACGCCUCGUGUUCAUUUUCUCGAUUUAACUGAACAUGGUCUCGACUUUUUUGCCAUGGAUGAUAAACAGAGAAGCUUAAUUUAUGAUGAUAAUAUUCAUUAUACGCCCGAAGGAUAUGAUCUACUUGGUAGUGCGGUGUUUAAUGUACUUAAAUCUGAUAUUUCUGUUUAA